GAUGAUACCAACUCACAAAAUAGAAAAAACAUCUUUCGUCUAAUCGUCUUUGUAUAAUUCUUUCCUAGGCCGUAAAACACGUAGGACUCCAGCUCUUAGACCAGUGCGUAGACGCUCACAGCUUUGCUUUAUUCAAGUCCCAGCCUAAAGGUUUCAACCAUCACAUCGUAUAGAAGAAAACCUUGAAUUCUUGUUCUAGGCGAAAACCCUAGUUUUGUGUUUGCUUCUAGAAUCCUAGAAAACCUAGCUUAGUUCCUCAGACAUGGCGACGAAUGUGCCGAACUUAGACUGCCGGAUGUACGAAGCAAAGUACCCAGAAGUUGACAUGGCGGUAAUGAUUCAAGUGAAGAACAUUGCCGAUAUGGGAGCUUAUGUUUCUCUUCUUGAGUACAAUAACAUAGAGGGUAUGAUUUUGUUCUCGGAACUCUCUCGUCGUCGGAUUCGCAGUGUGAGCAGUUUGAUAAAGGUAGGACGACAAGAGCCGGCUAUGGUUCUUAGGGUUGAUAAGGAGAAAGGUUAUAUUGAUCUCAGCAAGAGAAGGGUGUCGGAGGAAGAUAUUCAGGCAUGCGAGGAGAGGUAUAACAAGAGUAAACUUGUUCAUUCCAUCAUGCGCCAUGUUGCAGAGACGAUGCAAUUUGAUUUAGAGAAUCUGUAUAUCCAUGUUGGCUGGCCAUUGUACCGCAAAUAUGGGCAUGCUUUCGAGGCAUUUAAGCUAAUUGUGACUGAUCCUGAUUCUGUUCUAAAUUCGCUCACUCGUGAAAUUAAAGAAGUUGGUCCUGAUGGCCAGGAGGUGACUAAAGUAGUGCCUGCUAUGUCAGAUGAGGUGAAAGAUGCCUUGAUAAAAAAUAUUAGGAGGAGAAUGACUCCUCAACCACUGAAGAUUCGUGCAGACAUUGAAAUGAAAUGUUUUCAGUUUGAUGGGGUUUUGCACAUCAAGGAGGCCAUGCGAAAAGCUGAAGCUGCUGGCAAUAUUGAUUGUCCAGUGAAGAUUAAACUAGUUGCUCCUCCACUCUAUGUUCUUACAACUCAAACUCUUGACAAGGAACAAGGAAUAUCAAUUCUUAAUAAUGCAAUCAGAGCCUGCACCGAUGAAAUAGAGCGUCACAAGGGAAAACUUGUAGUGAAGGAAGCACCUAGAGCUGUGAGCGAGCGUGAGGAUAAAUUACUUGCCGAGCACAUGGCUAAAUUGCGUCUUGACAAUGAAGAAGUUAGUGGCGAUGAAGGCAGUGAAGAAGAGGAAGAUACGGGGAUGGGAGAAAUUGAUCUGGAAAACACAGCGUCUGGGAUAACAGAGUAGAAUUGCAACAAAUAGAUUGAGCAUUCUUUUUUUUCUUUGUUUAAUUUUUCGUUGGCAUGCUUGAUAGUAGUUGUAUAGAAUGGAUUUUCAUUUUCUGUAUCAUUAACCCCUUUUCCGAUCUAGCUAUAUUUUUUCAACAGGUUUUUUCUAGUUGAGAAUUGAAAUAUUCCCCGAGUUAAUUUGGAGGUUACUGUUUUGAGAAAUACAUAAACAUAACUAUAUUCCAAGGCUCA
Nelumbo nucifera (sacred lotus) is the source of this 1530-nucleotide messenger RNA. RefSeq names its product eukaryotic translation initiation factor 2 subunit alpha homolog. Gene Ontology annotation, molecular function: translation initiation factor activity; RNA binding; ribosome binding. Gene Ontology annotation, cellular component: eukaryotic translation initiation factor 2 complex; eukaryotic 48S preinitiation complex. Gene Ontology annotation, biological process: translational initiation. The record is from RefSeq and is a predicted model, not a curated record. NCBI's taxonomy places the organism in Eukaryota, Viridiplantae, Streptophyta, Magnoliopsida, Proteales, Nelumbonaceae.